GCACGAACCCCCUCCCUUCCCUCUUUCGACCGCGACCCACACCGCCACCACCGCACCACGCCGCCGCCCUCCGCACCACCAACCGCCGCCGCCCCUCUCUCUCUCUCCUCUACUUCCUCAAAGAUGACCCGCACCAAGCAUUCCGCUAAGAGGCACCGGGACAACACCGGUGCUAGCUCCAGUCGGGCCAACCCAAACAGAAAUCAGCAGCCGAUUGUACCAUACCAACCCCAGUUUCGGGAUAACGCCCAAAAAGAGAAAUUUGAGGAAUUAAUGCAAAGGCGAGCGGGAAAAAUAUUGUUCCCCCAUUUGCCUACACUGGAGAAAGCCGGAAUCCAAGACGAGGUGAUGCAGC
This is a messenger RNA of Cuscuta epithymum, 355 nucleotides long. The record is from the annotation of a GenBank genome assembly. Lineage: Eukaryota; Viridiplantae; Streptophyta; Magnoliopsida; Solanales; Convolvulaceae.